AUGUGGUCAACAUUCGUUUGGUCGUUUACUUCGAUAAUAAUAAUCAUUAGUGGUUUAACUUUAUCAAAACAUAAAUCCGUAGGUGAUACUCGUCGAAUAGUAUCGACAAUUAUUCCAGAUAGUGAAUAUGAACAAGUCAUUGGUAAACGUUAUCUAUUUGCACCAUUUGCCAAUGAAUCUACUGCUUGGCCAGUAAUGACUAAUAUUCGUAAUGUAUAUCAAGUUGUUUCAUUACCACAAUAUUACGCUCAAGCUGCUAAGGAAUUUUGGUUAUUGACUGAAAGUACUAAUUUAACAACUGGCUCACUACAAAUGUCUUGGAUGUCUUCGUCUGAUAAUAAUACUUCAGUAGUUUUGUCGAAAAUUGAUCCGAAAAGUUUUUUGGUUGUUUCACACAAUGAAACUACUGGUAUGGUUUAUACAGCUGCUCUCAUUUCUUUCGAACGUAUACAAUUGAUUUUAUGCAAUCAAUCGGAUGCAACUUCUUGUAGAAUUCUAGAAAGCAUUUCAUUUCCUCCAGUCUUAGCAAAUAUUUCAAAGAUUGGAGCUGGUUUGUUUAUAGAUGAUUUGGGAAGUGCAGAAUGGUUAUAUAUUGGUACUAAUAGAGGAUUGCAUGGAUUAGAUCUUUCAACAUUGAUUAUUCAUCCUUAUAUUAAUGAAAUAAAUGAAUCUGUUUCUUCUUUAGCAUGGACUUCAAAACAUAGAACAGUCUUUAUUGGUACAGCAACUAAACUUUGGAUUCAUGCAUAUGGCAAUGAUGAUGGUGAAGAAUGGCGUUUAGAACUAAUCACUGGACUUAUUGAUGGACCUAUCACUUCAUUAGCUUAUAAUGAUGGACAAGAUAAGCUUUGGAUAGGGCAAGAUACUGGCAUUACUCUUCUUUCACCAAUUCUCAUGUCAACAGGACGUGUACAUUGGUAUUUUUCGAGAUUAGCAGGACAAAUUUCUCAUCCCGGAUCCGAUAUUGGCCAUUUACCAUUUGCUAAUAUUACUACUUUAGGUGUAAGCCAUUCAGUAUUACCUGACGGUCGAGUUUGGUUGGGUUCUAUUCGUGGAAUGAUGCGUUUUGAUCCUAACGAUAGUGACAUGAAUGCUUGGCGUGUAUUUAAUGGUGCUCGAUAUAUGCCUAAUCGUGAUUCAUUGGUCAAUAUAGUUUCAUUAGCUGUAUUAAGUCGUGAAAGUAAGGCAGUUACCGCUAUGGGCAGUAGCGCAGUAGCAGUCACCAGUAAAGGCUUAGCUGUACUCCAUUUUGAGAUGUGGACAUUGGCACGAAAAGCAAAACAUUUUCAAGAUUUUUUUAAUCAAACAGGUAGACAUGAUCGAUAUAAUUUGGUCUCAAGUUGUAGUAUGUCAUCAUGGGGAGAUAGUCGUACUUGUAAUAAAGGACCAGAUGACAAUGAUGGUCUUUGCACUUCAAAGUAUUUAAGUAGUCAAAUCUUUCGCUAUAAAGUAACUCAAGAUCCAGCAGUGAAAACAUCUGCAUGGGCUCAUUUUGAAGCAUUAGAACUUCUUAAUAAAGUUACAGGUAUUUCUGGUUAUCCUGCUCGUACAAUUGCGAAACGCACAGAUACUCCUCCUGCUCCACAUAAAUGGUAUUUAUCUCCUGUUUAUCCAACUCUUCAAUAUGAGGGUGAUACUUCAUCUGAUGAAGCUGUUGGACACGAAUAUGUUUAUCCAUUAGUACAUGAUAUUUUGGCUAGUAAUGACGAUGAACGUCAAAGAGCUUACACAUUGCUCUUCAAUAUCACGAAUCAUAUUUUAACUCAUGAUUGGUAUCUGGAAGGUGUGAAUGGGACUCAAAGAGGUGUCUGGAAUCCAUUAGAUAUAAAUAGUGAUGUUGGCUAUGUAGACGAACGGGGACUUGGUAGUCUCGAAAUAUUAGCUUUUCUUAUUCAAACUUAUGCUUAUAGUGGUGAUGAACGUUUUCUUAAUGCUACUAAACUUCUUAUUGAAACCUAUCAUUACGAUGUUAAUAUGAUUAAUCAAAAAAUGAUUGCAGUUUGUCAAGUGAAAUUUUGGAAUAAUGAAUUGGCUUAUUUAUCUUACUUUAAUUUAGUCUCUGCAAUCAACAAACUUACUUCUACAUCUAUUUUAUCUACAGCACAAAAGGAGCGUGCACAAUCAGUUGUCGGUAAACUAUUAGAAUAUAUGACGACUGGAUUAGAAUUAGCGCAUAAAUACAUACAUAUGGAUAAAUCACCAUUCUAUAAUUUCAUCUAUUGUUAUGCUACUGGUCAAGUUAAUCAAACACAACAUUUAUUCAAAAGAAUUCGUGGAUUUUCUCCUGAAUUCGAUUGUAAUUCAUUAACAAAGGAUGGUAUAUGGAAUAUGCAACGUUGGCCAUUGGAACUUAUCAAUUGGCCACAAUUCAAUAGUGAUCGAUUGGAUGUUCAAAUAAACGUACCUGCUUUUUGUGAUAUGGAGAGAGCACUUCGAUCGAUAAAAAUGUUACCUCCUGACGAACGAACUGUUGAUACAUGGGGAUAUAACGUCUAUGACUUGGAUGGUGGUAAUGGACUUUUGGAAUCAGAUCCAACUGCUUUCUUAAUCGGUUAUUGGGGAAUGUCUUAUCUGAAUUUGUUAGGAGAGUGA
This is a messenger RNA of Rotaria sp. Silwood1, 2592 nucleotides long. NCBI's taxonomy places the organism in Eukaryota, Metazoa, Rotifera, Eurotatoria, Philodinida, Philodinidae. The record is from the annotation of a GenBank genome assembly.